AUGAGCCCAAAUGUAUCACAAGGCCACCAGAGAGUAAAGGAGAUGGAGGGGGAGGAGCAUGGGGAGUGUCUGUGUCUGGCCAUAAAACACACUCUAGAGAAGAUAUACACAGGGGUUCAAUUGGGCCAGGUCCCGCUGGGUUCGAGACCCGGGUCCCGCCAGGUCCGAGACCCGACACCUAUGAUCCGAAUGAGAGCCAGGCAGAGCUGAGACCCGGUACCUUUCGUUAAACUAUUUGAAUUAUCUAAUGAAAAACUGUUGUCCACAUUUAAUUUCCCACAGCCAACAACACGAGUAAGCAACAGCAAAAUCAGACAACCCCAUAGUAGAAUAGUUUACCUAUUCAAUUGUUCAGCCUGUCGUAUUCUAUGCGAGAGAAAAUAACAUUCAUCUUGAGGCGCAUUCAAAUUGGGAGUGCCGCACAGGGAGAGAAAUAUGCAUGCCCAGUCAUUGUACAUUCUUCAUGCAGUUGCGGGAAAACCCACUUUUGAAAGCAGUUUUGAUGGUCACUGUUAAAAGAAGAGGAUCACGGAGCUUUCUUGUGUUACUAGGCUACACAUAUUUCUAAAAUCCAGGAAAUUAGUAAAAUGCAUCAUUUCAGAACCUGAGUUUUCAGCAGUGGCAUGGUUUAUGGCCAAUGGCGUUGAAUGCAUAUGGAAGACCAGGGCUAAACGUAACAACGGUCAGGUGUAACAGGUAGGCCUACAUUGUAUUCAUAGUACAUGAUCCUUGGUUGGCUGAGUGCCAGUGGAACUUCAUUUUCUGGGGGACAUUCAAGUAAUCAAUAUGAUGCUAACUCGGAACAAGAUAGCCUAAUGUUUACACUUUAUAAUUUGAGAUCUAGCUAAUGAUUAGCCCAAUGGGAUAAAUGCAGAUGGGCAACCCUUAGCCUAUUUAUUUCUAGCCACUAAGCUGCAUCAGGUGGGCUACAUCAGGUGAUAAUGCUUAUUGCUAAAUAGCACACCUGCCUGAUAAUAUGGAUCAAUAUGUUAUAUUGGGCUAAUUUCUGGAGGGGGAAAUUAUAUUUUAGAUGUCAGCAACAUUUUAUUUUCAUACAUCCUUUUCAAAAGUCUGACCUUAUGACCUUUUCACAGUCAUUCUCCCCUCAAAAAUUGUAGGUCCCUCCGCAACCUGUAGUAUGCUAUGAUAUGUGCUUUUGUCGGUAUAUAUUCAUGCUAGUAUAUUAUAUUACACCCACACCCCGUCUCUGUCUUCCCACAUGAGACCACUGCCACUCCCCAGCCUUUAAGGGCCUCACUCUCCUUCUCACUCUCCCUCCCUGGUGUCUGGAAGCAAUCAUUUCCCUCCACAUACCACCAGAAACCAUGAAAUCCACAACUAGAGCAUAAAGCCAUGUUUUAUAUCUAAACGUUCAUGCCUGUGACAACUUUGGAAACCUCAGCACCCACCGUUUGGGCUUUUCAGCAGCCAGCCACUCAAUCACCUCACAGUCGCCUCUGAAUGGGGGUCUGUGAAGAGGUGCAAGGGGGUGUGAGAGGGGUAAAUGAGGAAGGGGUGAGGACUGCCUGUUGAGCUCUUGGUGUAGGGUGGCCCGUGCUCGGGAGUGAGUGGCAGCGAUCCCACUGAUUGGUCUGUGACAGCUGCAUGUCCCGCCUCUCUAUGAUCAACCACACUGUGCUAAGGCGUGUUUUGGGGUCUGCUGUCCUAUCCAAUCAAAACCCAUAGAAUUAGAAUAACUAGUUAAUAUUCUAUUAUUGUUCUAAUUCUAUUCUAAAUUCUAUUUUUAUGUCAAACAGACAUACUGUAGAUGGGUAGAGAGCAGCAGUCUCUGGAGAAGCUCAACUCCAAUAUUGAAUAGUGUGCUCAACUAUGAUAGGUUUGAUCUUCAGCAAUGAAAACCGAAAGUCUCUUGGAAAGAGAUUAGAAUCAAAUUUCUUAACCCAUAACUGUUGUUCAAAUCGUAGUAGGAGGCUCUAUUACACCCCACUUUGGGAUGUUUAAAACGUAAGCCUUUAAAUGAGGCCUCGUUCUUUUGCUUAGACCUUCAUCUGAGUUCAGAUUUCCCUUAAUGCCUUUUGUUCUCCUUCCAAACAUAAGGAGUAAAACUUCACUUAACCCUAGAGAUGAGGACGUAGACCUACACACAGUUCUAAUACAACAUGAUAUAGCCUACUGUAUAAAUCAGGGGUGUCAAACGUCAGGCCCGCGGGCCGGAUCAGGCCCGCAAACAGGUUUAAUCCGGCCCGCGAGAUGAUACAAAUAAAAUAAAAAAUUAUAAUAAUUUUGUAAAGUAUAAAAAUGCGCUGCAAUUUUUCAAUAAAAUAAACUGCUGUUCCAAUUGCGUCCACUGGAUGGCACAAUAGCAAUUGUGUUAAGCAAGCAAACUGUUUAUACCGGGGCAGAGCAAGUAGGUCAAGCACGUGCAGCCAAUGAGCUACUUUGUUUUGCCCGCGAUAUUUAUUACGGCUUCUACUUUUAACAUUAUGUGCUUUGGCACCCUCAUUGCCCCAAUAUGUCUCUGUCAAAAAAGAGAAAAGUGGACGCAGAGUGCAGAGUGUUCCAAGAAAAAUGGUCAUCCUAUUUAUUCACUGAAUUGAAUGGGAAAGCUGUAUGUUUGGUGUGUUCAGAGCAUGUUGCAGUGCUGAAAGAAUAUCAUUACAUUUUAGUCAUUUAGCAGACGCUCUUAUCCAGAGCGACUUACAGGAGCAAUUAGGGUUAAGUGCCUUGCUCAAGGGCACAUCGACAGAUUUUUCACCUAGUCGGCUCGGGGAUUAGAACCAGCGACCUUUCGGUUACUGGCACUACGCUCUUAACCACUAAGCUACCUGCCGGCCCCAACCUUCGUCGCCACUAUGUGAGUUUUCAUGCCAACAAAUAUGAUAACUUUCAAGGACAGCGGAGAUGAGAGAAGGUGAAUGAACUGUUGGCGGGUCUGAAGAAACAGCAGUCUGUGUUUACUCACAGCCGAGACAUCAGUGACGCUGCAGUGAAAGCUAGCUACCUCAUUGCUAAUGAAAUCGCAGUGGCUUCAAAACCAUUUAGUGAGGGUGAAUUUGUAAAAACAUGCAUGAUGAAGGCAGCGGAGAUUGUGUGCCCUGAAAAGCGGCAGGCUUUUGCAAAUAUCAGCCUGUCAAGAAACACAGUUGCAGACAGGAUUUCCGAUCUUUCAGUGGAUUUGGACAGCCAGUUGAAGCAAAAAGUAAAGUAAUUUAUUGCGUUUUCGGUUGCAAUUGAUGAAAGCACGGACAUUACAGAUGUUGCACAACUGGCCAUUUUCAUCCGCGGAGUUGAUGACACAUUGACCGUCACCGAGGAGUUCGUGGAGUUGGUGCCGAUGACAGAUACAACGACAGCAGCUGAUAUUUUUACCGCACUCGUCGGCGCGCUGGACAGGGUCGGAGUGGACUGGUCCCACGCUGUCAACCUGGCUACAGAUGGUGCGCCCUCAAUGAUCGGGAAAAAAGCAGGCGUUGUGACAAAGUUCAGAGAGAAAGUGCAAUCUGCAAAUGGAGGACGUGAUUUUUUGACUUUUCACUGUAUUUUGCACCAGGAGGCUUUGUGUUGCAAGUCAUUAAAGAUGGAUAACGUCAUGAAGGUGGUCAUCCAAACUGUUAAUUUCAUCCGAUCCAGAAGCCUGAAUCACCGUCAGUUUGACAGCCUUCUCAGAGAGAAAGACCACAUCUAUGGCCUGCCAUACCACACUGAGGUAAGAUGGUUAAGCCGAGGUGCUGUGCUGAGGCGUUUCUUUGAUUUACGAGAAGAAAUUGAACAGUUCAUGGAAGAAAAGGGCAAACCAGUGUUAGAAUUUCAUUCCGCAGAAUGGAUUGAGGACCUUGCAUUUAUGGUGGAUGUUACAGAGCACCUGAAUAACUUGAACAAACAGCUGCAAGGGCGCAACAAAGUUGUCACGCAGUAUUAUGACAGCAUACGUUCUUUCAAGUUGAAGCUGUCAUUGUGGGAGACGCAACUUGCUGGUGGUGAUGCAGCUCACUUCCCCUGUCUGAAAAAUGUGUGCGCGACCCAACAUGUGGCAGACAUGAAGCGGUUCAAAGAUAAAAUAACGGGACUGUUACGGGAGUUUGAGCAACGCUUUCAGAUUUAUGUUUAUAUGUUUUUAUGUUGAUGUGCUAUUGUUUUUAAUUGAUUUUAUUUUAUUUGUAUAUUUAACCUAUUCUUGACUCUGUGGUUCUUGUUUGGGGAACAGGAUUUCAUUAUUUUUAUCUACAUUUCUGCCUGAGAAAUGACACCCUGAUAUAGUUCUGUGAUCUGUGAAACAGUUCUGUUAAUCACUGAGGCAUUGUGUGUUUGUGUGUUCUUUGUCCUCAGAACUUUCAAAUAACUUGAGGUGUUUUAUGAUUAAUAGUGAUGUUGUGCUUUUGGACACUGUCCUCAGGCUCCAGCUUUAUGUUUAUAUGUUUUUAUGUUGAUGUGCUAUUGUUUUUAAUUGAUUUUAUUUUAUUUGUAUAUUUAACCUAUUCUUGACUCUGUGGUUCUUGCACUUGUUUGGGGAACAGGAUUUCAUUAUUUUUAUCUACAUUUCUGCCUGAGAAAUGACACCCUGAUAUAGUUCUGUGAUCUGUGAAACAGUUCUGUUAAUCACUGAGGCAUUGUGUGUUUGUGUGUUCUUUUUCUUUAGAAUUUUCAAAUAAACUUGACGUGUUUUAUGAUUAAUAGUGAUGUUGUGCUUGUACUAUUUUGGACAUACUGUCCUCAGGCUCCAGCUUUAUGUUGUAUGUUGAUCGUAUUAAAACAAAGAAAACAAUCUGAAGUUGUUGUUUUUAAGUUAUAUAUACCAUGAUUUUUCCGGUCCGGCCCACUUGGGAAUAGAUUUUCCUCCAUGUGGCCCCUGAGCUAAAAUGAGUUUGACACCCCUGGUAUAAAUUAACUGAUCUAACCGGAAAUAGGGUACUUACAGAACAUGUAUAGUAUUUACACAGCUUUCUUCUAGAACCCUGGGGGUUGGUUUCCAGACCCAGAUUAAGGUAGUCCUGGACUAAAAGGCACUUUGAGUGGAGAGUCUCCAUUAAACAUGCUUCUUAGUCCAGGAUAAGGUUAAUGUUUGUCUGGGAAACCUCUUUCUAAUGUUCUAGAGAGCUUCUUCGGCAUGCAGGUAGGAUUCUCAAUUGCUUAAAAGAGAUGGGCCAUGUUAUAGACCUGUGAGUGAACUGGCAAUACGGCUCACACAGACACCACAAAUGCAGGCUCAGAGGAAAACAUAUUUCUCUGUUUGAAUUGGUCAAGGACAUUGUGUAGAGGCAUUAAAGGAAAUGUCCAACCCAAAACUAUCUUUUGGUAUUUGUUUCAUUAGUCCAUUGUUGACAUAGUCCCAAAAUGUUUUGCUUGUCAGCAAUCAAGUUUUCAAGAUAUGUAACUUUCAAAAUACACAAAUCAUCACUGCAUCAUAAGAUGCAAAACGCAGCAUCAUAUGAUGCAUAAUGCAUCAUAUGGGGAUGAUUUCUGUAUUUUGAAAGUUACAUAUCUUGAAAACUUGAUUGCGAAACAUUUUGGGACUAUGUCAACAAUGGACUAAUGAAACAAAUAUCAAAAUAUAGUUUUUGUGUGGAGUUUUCCUUUAAAGCUUGCGAAUCAGACCCAGCAGACUAAACAAAGCAUAUAUGUUACAAAACAGUCAUGCUUAGUCCUGGUCAGAGAGGGGGGAGGGGAUAUGAUGGGAAAAUGUAUGUAUUUUGGUUUAAUUUCAGAUCUGGUUUCUACAGUAACAGUGGAACGACCAAAAGGGCUUUCUGAGCUGGAAAUGUAAUCAGAUGGUUAACUCUCACUCUGAGUUUGAAAUCAUACAACAUUGCAGGCAUUUGCGCCACUCCUGAGUGGCGCAGUGGUCUAAGACACUGCAUCGCAGUGUUAACUGUGUCACUAGAGAUCCUGGUUCGUAUCCAGGCUCUGUCGCAGCCGGCCGCGACCGGGAGACUCAUGGGCGGCGCACAAUUGGCCCAGCGUCGUCCAGGGUAAGGGAGGGAAUGGCCGGCAGGGAUGUUGAUAGAGCAUGGCGUUUGCAACGCCAGGGUUGUGGGUUCGUUUCCCACGGGGGGCCAGUAUAAAAAAAUAUAUAUGUAUUCACUAACUGUAAGUCGCUCUGGAUAAGAGCGUCUGCUAAAUGACUAAAAUGUAAAUGUAAAUUUGGGAAUAAAAAGUGGAUGCAGAGGGUGUUCGUGAAAUGCCUUUGUCUACAGACGUAUAUAGUGUGUGUUUAUUUUUGUCAGUGUGUGUUGUGUGUCAGUCAAUCUAACGGGUGUGUGUUUGUGUGUGUUUGUAGUGCUCUGUCACCUGUGGAGUAGGGGUCCAGAACAGAGAAGUGUACUGCAGACUGAAGGGUACAGGGCGGGUGAGAGAGGAGCUGUGUGGUGCCCACAACUGUCCUGCCACUGCCCAGCCCUGCCAGGCUACUGAGUGUCUCCAUUACACCUGGGCAGCCGGAGAGUGGCAAGAUGUAAGUAUUGACCACUAUCUAUCUCUCUCUUUGUCUUUCCAUCUCUCUCAUUUUCUAUUUCACUUACUACUACUACUUCUUCUUCUUCUUCUUCUUCUUCUUCUUCUUCUUCUUCUUCUUCUUCUUCUUCUUCUUCUUCUUCUUCUUCAUUCUUUCUUCUUCUUCUUCUUCUUCUUCUUCUUCUUCUUCUUCUUCACACUCUCCCCCAUUUGUUUCUCUCCCUCUUUGACACACAAUCUCUUCCCAACACACUUCAUCACCAACACAAACAGGGGCUCGUCACCUCCUCUCCAUACAACUGUCUUAUUGUAGGUUUGGGGUUUCUCCCAUCAAACUUCUAAUUCACCCCUAUGUGCCAUGGGUCAUGUUCAGGGUUUGAACAGUAGCCAACCGUCAACGUGCUCCCUUUACUAUCCACCUCCCCACAGACACUCUCUCAAAACACUCCAGAAUACCCAGGCAAGGACACCAUGUGUGAGGCACAGUGACGGAGUGGCGCUGCCUACUGGACGUGUUUAUGUCUUAUGGGUUACUGGACAAGCACACAAAACACCAAGCCCCCAGUGGAACCUCAGUUUAGAAUGCAUUGCUUCCGCAAAAUUCAGAGAGCCAAUGUGCUUUUAAAUACUAUUUCAUCAUUUGAUUAUAUUCACAUAGAUUUGUUAAUAGAGGCAGACUCCAGUUGCUAGUGUGUGUGUUUAAUGAACACACGGUGGUUAUGGUGUUUGUGUGCGAGAGAAGGCAUCAAAUCAUCAUACUGGAGAUUGUUAUUGGCAGUGCUCUCACACAGCUCUUUCCACUAGAGCAAGUGGACCAGACCAGCUGUGUUUAUGAGGUCACUAAAGUAGCCCAGCACUCCUGCAUCAGACAUGAGGGUUUGAUUGAUAACCAUCACCCUAUGAUAAAUCACAUCUAAACCUCAGAGCACUGAUCCAUAUCAGAUCUGCAUCUUUUGUCUUGUCAAGGGGCACUGCACUGUGUGACGUGAGCACUAAGCAGUCCCCUUGAACUCAGUGUUUUCUACCCUUGGCCCCUCUCUACCCCUGUCCCCCCUACACCGUCGCCAAACUUCAGGAUGCAAAAGAUGAGCGCCAUGUAAGGACUUUGUGCUGCUUCCUUCUGGUGCAAGAAUGUUUGCACGCUCUCAGAUCCUGUCUGCCUGUGUUGCUAUGCAUUCCACUGAUCGUUUACAGCAAUUUCUGGCUUAGAAUUAGAUAUUCUUACAAACAAAACUGAUAUCUUAUUUGAUUUCAUAGGACAUAUGCUUUAGCCAUUCAAAAUGUAGUGUGCCUACUCUCACCUGUCUUUGCUUUUGACUACCUCUCUAAACCAUCAUUUGAAUUCAUUCAAAACCAACAUGAGUAUCCACCCAUGACUUGCCGUUUGCUUAUUCUUUGGGGUUGUUCUUGAAAACAAUGUGAGAUGUCAUAGCAUGCUUACUGUUCCUCUCCUGGAUAAAGUGUAGAAGAAAUGUUUUAGACAGAACAGUUUUCUUCUGGAGUUUGGCCAUCUGGAGAGCUAAGGAAACAACCAAACCUGGUAGAACUUAUCUGGGUUAUCUCUGCUAGCGGGCCAACACUGCCCCCUAUGCCAAUCUGAAGACAUUACCCUUUGUUCCACACUUAUACUGUAUCUGGUCCGCCAGCCGGCUCUCUCUCUGUCGAACCUAUAUGCGGUAGCAAUUGAGAAUGGGGACAAGGUUACACUUGUAUUACGUAUAAUGCCUUUUGAUGUUGACAUGUUGUUCUCGUCCUGUGUCUGUUCUCUGCAGUGUAACGCCACCUGUGGAGGUAUGAGGAAUAGGAAGGUUCUGUGCGUGGGGGCCGGGCUGACCCCUGUCCAGGACGCCCUCUGUGACCCCUUGUCUUACCCUGCCCUGCACCAGCCCUGCAGCAGAGCACCUUGCCACUACAUGUGGAUGACAGGGGAGUGGUCACAGGUAGGAACCUUGGUUUAGGAAACCUCUGCCUGGUCAUACUCCUGUUUGGUUGUUUUUCUUUUUCAUUUCUAUAAUUGUCAAGCUACUUUGGGUUGUUAAAAAGCGCUAUAUAAGUCCCAUGUAUUAUACCUUUAGAUAGGCCUACAUUUGUGUCAUUCGAUGUAACGAUUUACCAACAGUAUUUGACUAGCCUAGGUCGUCAAACACAAAUGGAUAUAUUGUGUUAUUCCACAUGUGGCUGUACAUCCACUAAGGUGUGAUUUCCAUUGUGUGUGAUUUCCAGUGCUCUGCCAGCUGUGGAGUGGGCUACCAGCAGCGUAUAGUGUCCUGCUCCGUGAUGCCAUCCGCCCAGUCCAUGCACCCCUAUGAUGCCCAGUCCUCUGCACAGUCCCGCUCCCACUGUCCGGAGCCCCGCCCACCUGGCACCAGACAGUGCCUCCUUUGGGACUGCCCACAAGCUGCCUACUGGAAAGUUGGCCCAUGGAGCAAGGUGUGUUUCAGUGUGUUUGAGAGAGAGAAAGAGGGAGAUGGAGAGAACGGGGAGAGAGAAAGAAAGGGGGAGAGAGGGGGUAGUAAACAGUAUCAGGUCAUGGUAUUGAAACUACAGUUACUUGAUACAGUUUUGUUUUGUACAGUGAGUGUGUAAUAUGUCAGUAGUUUACAUGUAAUUCACUGUGUUGAUGUUGUUUAUGUGCUCCUCAGUGCUCCCAGAUGUGUGGAGCAGGGGUGAUGGAGCGCAGGCUGGAGUGUCUGACCUCUAAAGGUCAACCGUCCAAACACUGCCGUCCAGCCGAGAGGCCCGAGUCACGGGCCGCCUGCCGAGAGAGAGAGUGUGAGUCUCUACAGUACCACUACUACUUCUAGUAUACAAAGCCCCUCUCCACUACUCCUACACAGCCUCUCUACUACUUAUCUCCUCUACUUCUACACAGCCUCUCUACUACUUAUCUCCUCUACUUCUACACAGCCUCUCUACUACUUAUCUCCACUACUUCUACACAGCCAUCUAAUUUACUACUUAUCUCCUCUACUUCUACACAGCCUCUCUACUACUUAUCUCCUCUACUUCUACACAGCCUCUCUACUACUUAUCUCCACUACUUCUACACAGCCAUCUAAUUUACUACUUAUCUUCACUACUUCUACACAGCCUCUCUACUACUUAUCUCCACUACUCCUACACAGCCUCUCUACUACUUAUCUCCACUACUUCUACACAGCCUCUCUACUACUUAUCUCCUCUACUUCUACACAGCCAUCUAAUUUACUACUUAUCUCCACUACUUCUACACAGCCUCUCUACUACUUAUCUCCUCUACUUCUACACAGCCUCUCUACUACUUAUCUCCACUACUUCUACACAGCCUCUCUACUACUUAUCUCCUCUACUUCUACACAGCCUCUCUACUACUUAUCUCCACUACUUCUACACAGCCAUCUAAUGUACUACUUAUCUCCACUACUUCUACACAGCCAUCUAAUUUACUACUUAUCUCCACUACUUCUACACAGCCAUCUAAUUUACUACUUAUCUCCUCUACUUCUACACAGCCUCUCUACUACUUAUCUCCUCUACUUCUACACAGCCUCUCUACUACUUAUCUCCACUACUUCUACACAUCCAUCUAAUUUACUACUUAUCUCCACUACUUCUACACAGCCUCUCUACUACUUAUCUCCACUACUCCUACACAGCCUCUCUACUACUUAUCUCCACUACUUCUACACAUCCAUCUAAUUUACUACUCAUCUUCACUACUUCUACACAGCCAUCUAAUUUACUACUUAUCUCCACUACUUCUACACAGCCAUCUAAUUUACUACUUAACUCCACUACUUCUACACAGCCUCUCUACUACUUAUCUCCACUACUUCUACACAGCCAUCUAAUUUACUACUUAUCUCCAUUACUUCUACACAGCCUCUCUACUACUUAUCUCCACUACUUCUACACAGCCAUCUAAUUUACUACUUAUCUCCACUACUUCUACACAGCCAUCUAAUUUACUACUUAUCUCCACUACUUCUACACAGCCUCUCUACUACUUAUCUCCACUACUUCUACACAGCCUCUCUACUACUUAUCUCCACUACUUCUACACAGCCUCUCUACUACUUAUCUCUUCUACUUCUACACAGCCAUCUAAUUUACUACUUAUCUCCACUACUUCUACACAGCCUCUCUACUACUUAUCUCCACUACUUCUACACAGCCAUCUAAUUUACUACUUAUCUCCACUACUUCUACACAGCCUCUCUACUACUUAUCUCCACUACUUCUACACAGCCUCUCUGCUACUUAUCUCCUCUACUUCUACACAGCCUCUCUACUACUUACCUCCACUACUUCUACACAGCCUCUCCCUGACAAACCCUUUCCAUUCCCUCAGGAAGUGUACACAAAUGGCUUUCAGAAAGCUUGCUUACAGCUAUUGCAGUGCCGCUCUGAAGUAUUAGACCUAAAAUGUAGAUGUGCUUUCCUUGCCAACUUUUCUGAUCCAUGCAGUGCUUAAUGCCAAACAGGAAUGUGUAUAAUAGUAAUGGUAUUAAAUCGACUGUGCUGUAUACAGCAGCCAACUGCCAUCGUGAUUUGGCUGAUAGAGUUUAUAGAAUGUCGACUUAUUUCUUUAUUUUAACACUUUACGUUAACCUUGACUUAAAGCCUCUCUCGGAGCAAUUGGUUUCUGAAACAAUAAAUAGUGAGUUAGAGUUCUCCACUCACACUGGUGACAGAGAGGCAGUCAGACAGCUUGGAGUGUGCUAGGGCUGCGGCUGGGGUUAAGCCUGGAGUUGUGGGUGAGGCUGGUUUCGAGUCUGGGGCUGAGACUAGAACAGAGGCUGAGUCUGGGUCUGAGAAUGGGGCUGAGGCUGGGGCUGAGACUGGGGCUGAGGCUGGGUCCGAGACUGGGGCUGAGCCUGGAGCUGAGGCUAAGGCUGGGUCCGAGCCUGGGACUGAGCCUGGAGCUGAGGCUGAGGCUGGGUCCGAGACUGGGGCUGAGCCUGGAGCUGAGGCUGAGGCUGGGUCCGAGACUGGGGCUGAGCCUGGAGCUGAGGCUGAGGCUGGGGCUGAGCCUGGAGCUGUGGCUGAGACUGGAGCUGAGGCUGAGAUUGUGGCUGGGUCCGAUUUCAGAUGUUUAGACAUGGCCACACUGUGGAGCAUUCUGCCGUUAAGUCUCCUGCCAAGUCAGGCAUCGGGCUAAAUUAAAAUCCUCGGUUGACAGCCAGUUCACCAGUCAGGUAUUAAUACUAUCAGCUAAUCAGAGAGAUCUGGCCUCCAACCACACAGGAACAACUGUGGAGGGAAUGUAAAUAAAGAGAGAUGUUUUCAACAAGGCCCCCCAGUGUUGAGCUCGUACUCACACCUUGGCCAGAUAACAAUCAUCUUCAUUGCGUUUUUCCUGCUGUUUAUUUAUUGGAAUGCUUGUAGCGUUUUGUGUAACACUUUCAUUUACUGACCUAUUUACAAGACCUAUGUGAAGUCUACUUUAGCACUACAGGGACUGUUCCAUUAUAGACUAAAUCUAUGUUAAAUUAUUAGUUAAAAUAACCUUAAAAUACCUGUACUUUUAAACUUUUUUUAUGGUAGAUCAUUUUAAUCUUCGUGUUAAGUAUCCUGUUAUGUUCAAAUUGACCUAUGUACAAUCCAGUACCAUCCCCUAUAAUACUGUAAAACUAAAGGUGCUCCAUCUUAUUCCUGAUCCCAGGUCAGUUGUUCAUGUCCUGUAAAGAGGUCCAGAUGAGCCAGGGAGUGAGGAUGGAUGGGGAGUACUACAUGAAGGUCAAGUCCAGGAUACUACAGGUGUGUAUGCUCUUCAUCCUUCAGCCACAUCCUCCUGGCCAAGACUCUUCAUCCUUCAGCCACAUCCUCCUGGCCAAGACUCUUCAUCCUUCAGCCACAUCCUCCUGGCCAAGACUCUUCAUCUGUUGUCUCAAUGUGUUUCCUCCUAGAUCUUCUGUGCUGAGAUGCAGACUGAUUUCCCUAAAGAGUAUGUUACACUGCGGAGUGGUCAGACAGACAACUACUCAGAGCUCUAUGGAUACAGGUUUGCUCAUUGAAAUCAGAUUAUUCUCCAGCAACACUUUACGUUUGAGUCAUUUAGCAGACGCUCUUAUCCAGAGCAACUUACAGUAGUGAGUGCAUACAUCAUCUUGUACUGGUCCCCCGUGGGAAUCAAACCCACAACCCUGGCGUUGCAAGCGCCAUGCUCUACCAACUGAGCCACAUGGGAUCACAAUACAUCUGUGAUGUAUGUGAUGAGUGACAUCAUGUAUAGGAUUCCCUACUGUGUCUGUGUUCAAUACAUGUUCUGUUUAUGGACAGAAUGUACUGUAUAUUCCAUGUAAGGAAUGUAUCUUAUCUGUAACAUUAUUUGUAAUGUCUAGGUUGCUGAACCCUUUUGAGUGCCCGUAUAAUGGCAGCAGAAGGCAGGACUGUGACUGCAGGAACGAUUACUCUGCAGCGGGAUACACUCUCUUCCACAAGGUCCGUCUGGACAUCAGCUCCCUGAGGAUAAUGAGUGAGUAAUGACCAUGUGAUUGCUUGACCACUCUACUGUAAUGAGACCACAUAUCCAUGUUGUUUUACGCAUGUACCCUCUUACCCACAGCACUAAAUAACAUCUUGCUAAGAGGGGAUUGCUCACCGAAUGCAAUUUUCAAUGCCUUUCGUCAUACUCCUGACAGAAAUCAUGAUAAUCGCCUUUCAACAGGCCUUGGUCACAUCACUGGGAGAGAGUCGAAACUGCAUGGUCCCCUUUGAGACACACAGUCACAGACACAUGGUUACACACAGGCAUACUCACAAACACACAAUCUAUUGUGUUCUCUGACACACACAUCGGUUGUCACACACACAUACAUACUCUCUCUCCUUCACACAUACACACACAUUUAACAUCUCCAGGCGAUAUUCCUGUCCUCUGCCCAUUACAACAUCUAGCCCCACCUCUCCUGUUGUCCCUGAGCAUGUCUUAGAUUAGUGCACAUGUGGCGUGGUCAGGAUAUGUGGUAAUUAUAUGUGUGUGCAGCUAGGAGGAGGGAUCCCACCACUCCACUUCACAGAACCCAUGCAGUCAUCUUCCCAUCCCAUCCCAUUCCCUGUCUACUCUGGUCCUGACAACACAUGUUCCCACCACACCAGGCCCUCCCCUCCCACUGCAAGGAACUCAUUUGGGCUUGACUCUUAAAAAAAGAAAAUAAUAAUGACUUAGAUUAUGAGCUGCUCUAGCUGUGCUAUGUGUUUCUCAUUAACUGUACACACACACAGAGAGAGAGAGAGAGAGAGAGAGAGAGAGAGAGAGAGAGAGAGAGAGAGAGAGAGAGAGAGAGAGAGAGAGAGAGAGAGAGAGAGAGGAGAGAGAGAGAGAGAGAGAGAGGAGAGAAGAGAGAGAGAGAGAGAGAGAGAGAGAGAGAGAGAGAGAGAGAGAGAGAGAGAGAGAGAGAACACGAACGGGUCAUGGUCAUCAUGCGUGACAAAGCAGUAAAAACACCAGAGGAACUAAGAUUAUCUUAAAUGUCAUGUUGUUAACCCUUAGGCCAAGGUAGUUGCUUAUAGCCCCUUGUCUCUUACAGCAACUCAUGUGUCUGUGUAUUGACUGUAACCUUCAUAUGCUCUGCGUUGUGUAUCAGCCACAGACCUGCAGUUCUCUCAGACCCUGCUUGGUCGUCCUGUCCCAUUUGCCACGGCGGGAGACUGCUACAGCGCUGCCAAGUGUCCUCAGGUAUGAAACACAGACCAUUUGUGAGUCUAUAAAUGACAGACUAUAAUCUGUAUGCGUGUAUGUCUUGAUGGGGGCCUUGAGCCAACCUUUGCUGGGCGAGUAUUGAAAUACAGUUCUGUCUGACUGGGUUUUACUGACCUGACCAGUGCAGUCUGUUAACUGGAGAGAAGUGUGAAAUUGUACGUGUUCCCAGUUUCCACCAGGGGAGUAAUCCCAUUUAACCGUCCAGUGGAGCUCAGUGUGUCUGCCCACUGUACCGUGGUGCUUUAGUUGUCAGCCCCUGGAAUGGAAAUGAGAUAUAGCCUAAUUUAAUGUAUUUGAAUCCUGAUCAGGUCCACUUAAAACAGUUUGUUUGUUUAAGGGAAGUUGGUCUGAGGUCUAUUGUAAUCACUCUGGUGCGCUUCCACAGGGUCAGUUUAGCAUCAACCUCAUAGGGACUGGUCUGAAGGUGGCUGAGGAAACCAAGUGGACGUCACAGGGCAACUAUGUCUCUGUCAAAGUCCACAGAUCAGAGGUAAGGAGGACUCUGGGUGUUCUGAAUGACUGCACUGUAAACCCUCCUAUUGUCUGAAUUGUCACUUGUUGUAUUUCUAAUCUGAUUCAUUCAAGAGGAAUUUCUAGAGGCAUUAAUAAAAUCCUCAUUCUCUAUGGAAAGUUCAUUUUUGUCCUGUCCCAUUCCAUUCUCAUUUCUCCCUCUCUGGCUGUAGGACGGGGCAAGAAUCUACGGUCGCUGUGGUGGCUUCUGUGGGAAGUGCAUUCCCCAGCCUCAUAACGGCCUGCUGGUUCAGGUCCAGUAA
Molecule: messenger RNA, 14865 nt
Organism: Coregonus sp. 'balchen'
Lineage: Eukaryota; Metazoa; Chordata; Actinopteri; Salmoniformes; Salmonidae
Source: the annotation of a GenBank genome assembly